Messenger RNA from Morus notabilis, 1325 nucleotides. Its product is annotated as alpha N-terminal protein methyltransferase 1. The record is from RefSeq and is a predicted model, not a curated record. The coding region runs from base 54 to 1067 and encodes 337 amino acids. Gene Ontology annotation, molecular function: methyltransferase activity. Gene Ontology annotation, cellular component: cytoplasm. Gene Ontology annotation, biological process: N-terminal protein amino acid methylation. The transcript is spliced from 8 exons. Lineage: Eukaryota; Viridiplantae; Streptophyta; Magnoliopsida; Rosales; Moraceae.
AGAGUAAUAUUUGUCAACGUUACCCUCCGCUGAUUGAACGUGCUAACCGGCCGAUGCCAACUCAGUUUAUAUCCCUAUUUCCCUUUCAUACAGAUGCCACGGCAAUACGGCACCCAGCAGCAGCCUUAUGCCAAGGCGGCCUAGUAGUUCUACUCAAACCACUCCCACAGACGACCACUCGCUGCUUUGCUACUCCUCCCAACACCAACAUCCACACCAUAUCUAUGGAGAUCGGCGGCUUAGACUCCGACGGCCGCCAGUUCAAGAGCGCCUCGGAGAUGUGGAGCGACCAAGUCGGAGAUCCCACCAAGAAGACCGAUUGGUACCGCCAAGGCGUCGGCUAUUGGGAGGCCGUGGAGGCGUCGGUGGAUGGAGUUCUGGGAGGAUAUGGGCAUGUGAACGAGGCCGACAUUAAGGACAGUGAAGCUUUUCUCAAUCUUCUUCUUGAAGUGCGUAUCCCUAGAGCUUCUUCUGCAACUCCAAACCAACGUCAUCUUGUUGCUCUUGAUUGUGGUUCUGGAAUUGGGAGAAUCACAAAAAAUCUUCUAAUAAGGUACUUCAGUGAGGUUGACCUCCUUGAGCCUGUAUCCCAUUUCUUAGAGACCGCCCGUGAAAGCUUGGCUUCUGAGAAUCAUAUGGCAUCAGAUAUGAAUAAAGCCAGCAACUUUUUCUGUGUGCCUCUGCAGGAAUUUUCCCCAGAGGCGGGGAGAUAUGAUGUCAUAUGGGUGCAGUGGUGCAUUGGGCAUCUGACAGACGAGGACUUCGUGUCAUUUUUCAAGAGAGCUAAGGCUGGUCUCAAACCCGGUGGAUUUUUUGUGCUGAAGGAGAACAUUGCAAGAAAUGGAUUUGUCUUGGAUAACGUUGAUCGGAGUAUUACAAGGUCUGAUUCAUACUUUAAGGAGCUCUUUCGUCAGUGCGGGCUGCAUCUUUACAAAACAAAGGACCAAAAGGGAAUGCCUGAGGAGCUAUUUGCUGUGAAGAUGUAUGCAUUAACCACUGAUGUACCGAAGAAGGUUCAUCGCACUAGAUCCCAAGUGCGAGCCAAUAGACCAGGAAUAAUCAAGUGAGGCAAAAUCCUCUUCAGUCUUCUGACAGCCUGCAUUUGGAUAGCCUUUUCCUUUUUUUAAUUUAUUGUUAAUCCCCAUCUGCGUUAAAAAAAAAAAAAAAAAAAAUCCCAUUUCAUGUGUGUAAAUUUUUUCUUCUUUACAGUAAAUGUAGGAUGUAAGUACAGUUGAUUACAGAUACCUGCAAAUUGACAAUCUUGUCUCAUGUAUGAUCCACGUCUUCCUAUUAUUCUUAAAGAUGAUAGCAAAAUAGCUUGUUUC